Molecule: messenger RNA, 1932 nt
Organism: Salvia miltiorrhiza (redroot sage)
Lineage: Eukaryota; Viridiplantae; Streptophyta; Magnoliopsida; Lamiales; Lamiaceae
Exons: 2
Coding region: 1-1932 (643 amino acids)
Source: RefSeq, a predicted model, not a curated record
AUGCCCCGUUCUUCUCGUACAGGCGUAUUAGUUUUUGAUCCAGAAAUCGAGAAGACCGCACGAAAGUUGAAGAAGCAAGCUAAGGAGUGGAAAAAGAGAUCCAAUUCUGCUCCACCGAGUAUUGAGGAUCAAGAAGAAAUUGAAGAUCCAAUGGGUGACCGUAAUAAUAGGGAUGAGGAGAACGAUAGAGAGAUCGUUGAUCCUCGACAGGAACCACCUCAACUGAUCAGAGAGUUAGGCCGUCAUAGAAGCAAUCGCCCUUUGUGCAUUGUCCUUCCUGCCAUUAAUGGCAACGCUGAAAUACGGCCUGGUUUCAUUCAAGUGCUACCCAAAUUCGGUGAUUUACCUGGAGAGAGUGCACACAAGCAUCUGGCUGAAUUUGAUCUAGUUUGCUCAACUCUACGCCCUCAUGGUUUUACUGAAAAUAAUUUGAGGCUAUUGACUUUUUCUCAUACUUUGCAGGGUAGAGCGAGAGAUUGGCUUUUUGAUCUUCCUCCUGGUUCGAUUAGAACUUGGGGAGAUUUAGAAGAACAAUUCUUGCGAAAAUUCUUUCCUGAGUCCAGAGCUGCAAAUUUGAGAAUGGCCAUUAGCAGCAUUAAACAGAAGAAGGCGGAGAGUUUAGCCGAUUAUUGGGAGAGAUUCCAACAGCUGUGUCGCAAGUGUCCUGAUCAUGGAUUUUCUGACUACCAAUUGCUUACUAACUAUUUUUAUCGUGGUAUGUCUUCUUUUGAUAGGAAAAUUGUUGACGCUGCUUGUGGUGGAAGCUUGACCAAUAAAACUUUGGACGAAGCAAAGCAACUCAUCGUUGACAUGGUUUCAAAUGGCCAACAAUAUGAGGAUGAGGAUGAUGAUCGUUAUAGGCCAGUGCAGAAAGUAGAAAAUUCCAACAUGAACGAGAGAAUUGAUGCUCUCACCUCUUUAGUUAGAGGACUUGCUGUCUCUAAAACUCAACACGUUCAAUGUGGAAUUUGCUUUGAAAAUAAUCAUCCUACUGAUGCAUGUCCAUCUCUGCAGGAUAAUAAUACUGAGCAAGCGUGCAUGGGAUCCGCUGAUGAGCAAGAGAUGAACGCACAAAGGCAAAGGCGAAACGACCCUUUUUCCAACACCUACAAUCCAGGGUGGAGAAAUCACCCAAAUUUUAGGUGGAAACAGCAGGAACCAGGGAUGUACGCGCCGAAUCCGCCGCAGGCUGGACAGUAUGCCCAUACCGCACGUCCUGCACCGAGUUCUGCACCCAAUAUGAACGAUAUCAUGAAGAGCCUCGCCCAGAGCAGUGAAAUUGUGAAGAAUUUGGUGCAAAGUCAGCAGGCAUUCCAGCAUGAAACUCAGGCAGCGUUGAGUAAUAUGGGCACACAAAUCACGCAGUUAGCCACUCAGGUGAACAAGCUGCAGGCGAAUCAAGGUCGACUUCCUUCUGUCACGGAGAUGAAUCCCAAGGAAAAUGCAAGUGCUGUAACUACAAGAAGUGGGAGAAUUCUAGCUGAGCCACAGCCUAAGCAGCAGGACAAAGAAAAGCCCGAUGAAGCCAAGGACGAUGCAAUUAGUGAGAAGUCACCAGAAUCCACCGAGCCUAUCUCUUCUAAGGUAAGUGGAAAACCUAAGGUUUCAAUUCCUCAAUCACUGAUUGCACCACCUUUUCCUUCUAGGUUGGCUCAGAACAAGAGAAUUGAAGAAGAGAAGGAUAUUCUAGAAAUCUUCAAGAAGGUAGAAAUAAACUUACCCUUGCUUGAUGCAAUUAAGCAAGUUCCCAGGUACGCAAAGUUUUUAAAAGAGUUAUGCUCUAAGAAAAUGAAGUUUGGGAAUGAUGCGAGAAUUCGAGUGAGUGAGAAUGUUUCUGCUGUUCUUCAAAGAAAAUUACCUCAAAAGUGUCGAGAUCCUGGAUUUGCAAUUAGGACCUUUGAAAGACACUCGUGUAAUCAUUCAGUUAGCUGA